Molecule: messenger RNA, 1399 nt
Organism: Gossypium raimondii (Peruvian cotton)
Lineage: Eukaryota; Viridiplantae; Streptophyta; Magnoliopsida; Malvales; Malvaceae
Product: probable magnesium transporter NIPA9
Exons: 9
Coding region: 142-1176 (344 amino acids)
Biological process (GO): magnesium ion transport
Cellular component (GO): membrane
Molecular function (GO): magnesium ion transmembrane transporter activity
Source: RefSeq, a predicted model, not a curated record
UAUUAAAUAGAAGGGGUUAACGUAAGGCAGCAACAAGCCUCUAGCCCACUGCCCUCACCCAUAAAUCCCUGUUUUUAGGUACAAAAAAGAGAGAUUUUUUUAAGUUUUCAAUAAUAGAGAUAGUAGCAAAGAAGAAGAAAAAUGUGGGAAUCGAUCUGUUUAACAUUGGCCGCUACCGCUGGUAAUAACAUAGGCAAAGUUCUACAAAAGAAGGGCACCGGUAUUCUCCCUCCUCUCUCCUUCAAGUUCAAGGUGAUAAGAGCAUAUGCUGUUAAUAAAUCAUGGCUGGUUGGGUUUCUGAUCGAUAUAUCCGGUGCCUUGUUGAUGCUGAGAGCUUUAUCGUUGGCUCCGGUAUCUGUCAUUCAACCAGUUUCUGGCUGUGGACUUGCCAUUCUUUCAAUCUUUUCACACUUCUAUCUACAAGAAGUCAUGAAUGUUAUUGACUGGUUGGGGAUUACAUUAGCUGGCAUUGGCACCAUAGGAGUUGGUGCUGGUGGAGAGGAGCAAGUGGCUUCUUCAGUAUCUAUUUUACAGUUACCAUGGUUGGCAUUCUUUGUCGUAAUCUUGUUUGUACUCCUGAAUGGGUGGCUUCGCAUCUGCAAGCGUCAGCGGAGAGAGCAAGAGCUGAUGGAGUAUGAGGUUGUUGAAGAGAUCAUAUAUGGCUUGGAAUCAGGAAUUUUGUUUGGAAUGGCAUCGGUGAUAUCAAAGAUAGGAUUUGUCUUCGUGCAGCAGGGCUUUUCCAAAAUGUUGAUUCCUCUAUGUGUCUCAAUCAGUAUAUGUUGUAGUGGUACUGGAUUUUACUACCAGACUCGCGGCUUGAAGCAUGGUAGAGCAAUUGUGAUAUCCACUUGUGCUGCUGUGGCAUCAAUUGUGACUGGUGUACUGGCUGGUAUGCUCGCAUUGGGUGAACGGUUACCUUCAGCACCAGUUGCUCGUCUUUCUCUUCUGCUUGGAUGGUUAUUUAUCAUGAUGGGUGUGAUCUUGCUUGUGAGCUCGACGAGACUGAUGCGGCACCUUCCAUGGCCAUUGCAGAACUUAAUACCAAGUGGAGCAGACCGGAAUUUCAGUCUGAGGAAAACAGGGUCUCAUCGAGUCAAGGAUCCUAGCCCAGCUGCUGUUAUCCCAGCAGCAACAUUGCACCAUCUGAUACCAACACCGGCUAAGGAGAAGGCAUAGGCAAAGGAUGCAAAAGAUCACUGCAUAAGCAGACGAAUAUGACAAUCUCCGAUCAACUUUUGAGUCUUCAGUCUGGGUACUGUUUCCAUUUCGGAGGGCAUGAAAUUUUUUAAGAUCACUCUCCCACUGAUCUGUUUGACAUUAUUGACAUUAUAACGUUUGAAAAUUGUAAAAUAUUACCAUUCUAAAAUUACUAUAAUACAAUAUACUUAGUUUCUUGCAA